Messenger RNA from Colias croceus (clouded yellow), 1300 nucleotides. RefSeq lists its product as uncharacterized. Bases 217 to 870 code for a protein of 217 amino acids. NCBI's taxonomy places the organism in Eukaryota, Metazoa, Arthropoda, Insecta, Lepidoptera, Pieridae. The record is from RefSeq and is a predicted model, not a curated record. The transcript is spliced from 3 exons.
UGUCGAAAUUUAAAUUUUCAAAUUCGCUCGAACGGUUUGUAAAGACGCGUUGUUUAUUUUAUUAAGAUUGUGAUAAUAAAUUCAAUUUUAAUGUUCUAUGCAACGACAACAUAAUAAAAUAAUAUAAGUAUACGGUUACGAGAAAACAAGUGUUCACAGUGUCACUAGAAAAAAGUUUUACAACAAAGUUUAUAUCGUUUAAUAACUUAAAAUACAAUGGCUAACAAACUCAAUACUGAUACUAAAGAUGGUUUAUCGAAAGAAAUGAAGAGAAUUCAGCAACGAUGCAUUGACACACGGAAUAUAAUUGAAAACACACUAGAAGUUUCUUUACAUCAAGAUAACGUAGCGAAUAGUGCUUUGUCUUACGUCGUAGGCCUCCGAAAUGAAAUCCUUAACUCCAAUAUAGUGAUAAAUACAGACGACAAUUUAAUUACCGGUCAGUUUUUAGCAGAAAUGAAAACAAAAACGGAACAGAUAGAUGAACUGAUUGCGUUUACUAAGGGAAAUAUCUUCGAUACAGAUCGAGAGAUUGAAAGAUUACAAAACAUAACAAAAAUAGCGAAAGAAGCUCUCUCCAGGCCAAGAGUGGUCCAUCGAGAUGUGCGUUUGGAGCAUUUGCAGAAAGCAAAACAAACAUUUCAAGUGUUGAAGAAUGAACUGCAAGGUCUCAUACAGUCUUUACAUCCACAAUUAAGUGAUGACAUAGUGGAUGUUAUGGGGCAACUCAUGCAGGAGAAAUUAAAUGAGGAAUCCAAUGGAUAUAUUGAAAUUACAAAUGAAAAUUAUAAGGUAGUUGAACUGUUGAGUGACAUGAACAUAGUCACAGCAAAUCCCUAUAAUAAUAUGGAAGUGAAACUCGCUUACUAAUAUUUUAAAACAUUUGUAGUUAACUCAGUCACCCUUAAAUCUUUAUGUUAAACUAGCUUUUCGCCUGCGGCUUCGCCCGCAUUGUCUAAACCUUAACAAAUCAUAUACUUAUUCCUUCCUCAAGAACUACUCUAUCUCUUAAAAAAAACUUCAUCAAAAUCUGUUUUAAGCAUACAUAGGGAUGUAGGGACAGAGAAAGUGACUAUGUUUUAAUAGUAUGAAGUGAUGUUGCCAGCAAAUAAAAUCAUUGUGGAAACCAUUAGAAAUAAAUAUUAUGUUGUACAGAUUAGCUACAUCAGCAUUAAUUUUGUGAGUUGUUAAGUGAAUUAAAAGCUUUAAAAUACAUUGAUAUCCGUUUUGUAAGACUAUUUAAUUAGGAGGUUAUUUGUAAAUCAAUAUUAAGUAAUUUUAAUAAAAACUAAGUAAGAUA